CUUCCUUUUCUUGGUUUAUUCAUUGUUUUGGUUUUGUUCUUUGUGCACAUAGUCUACAUUGUUCAUGCUGUACUAAUGCACAAGUGAUCAUACUUGGAACUUAAUGCAGAGAGGAGUAGUAGAAGGUUCAAAAGGUGUAAUUUUCGAAACAAUUCCCGAGAAGCUUGACAUGAACUUACCAAAAACAUUUCGAAUAGCUGACUUUGGAUGUUCUACCGGACCUAACACAUUCUUUGCCAUGAAAAACAUUAUAGAAGCCGUAAUGCUUAAGCACCAAUCCACUCUAGAAACCAAUCUCCAAAAAAACACCCCGGAAUUCCACGUCUCCUUCAACGAUCAGGUCGACAACGAUUUCAACACCCUCUUCAAGACCUUGCCUCUGAACCGACCGUACUUUGCCGUCGGCGUGCCGGGUUCUUUCCAUUGUCAGUUCCUUCCGGAAGCCUCUCUCCACAUCGCACACUCGUCUUACGCUCUUCACUGGCUCUCCAAGGUUCCUCCACAAGUUAUGGACAAAGGCUCACCAGCAUGGAACAAGGGUAAGAUUUAUUAUGCAGGGAACGAGAAAGAGGUCACCAAGGCUUACUUUGCUCAGUUUAAGGCAGACAUGGAUGCCUUUCUAAAAGCUAGGGCUCAAGAGCUUGUUGAGGGAGGGUUGGUGGUGGUUCAAAUCCCUGGUGUUCCCAACUCUAAGGUCCUUCCAUCUCAGAUUGGUGGCGGCCUAAAUUGCGAAUUCUUGGGAGAUAGUUUAGCUGACAAGGUGAAGAUGGGAGUCAUAACUGAAGAAAAAUUGGACUCGUUCAACUUAGCUCUGUAUUUGCCAAGCAUUGAGGAGGUGAAGAUGGUCGUUGAAAUGAACAAGUGUUUUACAAUCGAGAAAAUUUGUGCUUUGAGCCACCCCUCCAAUUAUCACUCGAGGCCCUUGGAUAUCGAAAGGACUUGUGCAGACAUAAGGGCUAUCAACGAGCUAGAACCUCAUGCAGGAUCAUUUCGGGAGUGAAAAUAUGGACCAACUCUUUCAUCUCUGGGGGCAAAAUUUGCAAUAGAAUCGACAGCUCUACGACAAGGUAGUCCGACAAGAUGUAUACCAUUUUGCCCUUUUAAAACGCAAAGGCAAUAUUUAGCUAAAUCCACCAUAAAUCUAUUUGUGGGUUUGGAAAACUUGGGGUCAUAUUAGUUCUGAAUAAUGGAGGCUACCUCUCUGUCUCCUCAAGGUCUAAUUAGUCAGUGCUCCUGAAGUACGGCCAAGUAGAACUCUUGGACAUUUUAAUACCACACAUUCUUGUGGAGUCAACGACUAAGUG
Rhododendron vialii is the source of this 1304-nucleotide messenger RNA. Its product is annotated as loganic acid O-methyltransferase-like. Gene Ontology annotation, biological process: methylation. Gene Ontology annotation, molecular function: S-adenosylmethionine-dependent methyltransferase activity. The record is from RefSeq and is a predicted model, not a curated record. Bases 104 to 1000 code for a protein of 298 amino acids. Lineage: Eukaryota; Viridiplantae; Streptophyta; Magnoliopsida; Ericales; Ericaceae. The transcript has 2 exons.